Messenger RNA from Closterium sp. NIES-67, 8399 nucleotides. The record is from the annotation of a GenBank genome assembly. NCBI's taxonomy places the organism in Eukaryota, Viridiplantae, Streptophyta, Zygnematophyceae, Desmidiales, Closteriaceae.
UUGCACUCGUUGAUGCAUGGAGGUUGUCCUUUCAGCAGUCCGAACAUUGCGGGAGAGACUCUUGUUAUUUUCAGGCCUAAGAAGCAUGUCCUUCAUGUCGCUGUACGUUCCUUCAUCAUGUUACCUUAUUCUCGGUCUUUAGUUACCUAAGUCAGUUGAAAAUAGGGUCAGUUGCCCGACUAAUUUAUUCUUCUGCCUGCUGGCAAUGGAGUGGGUACAGGUAGACGAGGGGCCCGAUUCUAUUUCAGAAAGUCCAGGUCAAUCCUCCUUAGUAGCAUCCGAAGAGUCCAAUCUCCGAGGGGAGAACAUAGGUGCCGAAUCCGCUGCUAUUAGUCGCCCCGAUUCUCCUAUCAGCGCAGUUUACGGCCUUAGAGAAACCCCACUUGAGGAGCCCUGCAGUGAAGAUGCAGUAUCUGGACCGGAGACACUAGAUACGGAAACAAGGACUUGCCCGGAAAAUCCGGAACAGGCAUCGCUUGGAAGCGAGGUCAUCCCAGCGGAGGAAGAGAGGAAGGGAGGAGGGAAGGAAGACGGGAAGAAGGAAGAGGCCAAUGACCAGGAGAAUCUGGAGGAUAAAGGAAACCAGGAUAAAUUUUACUUGGCGGAAUCAGGAGCAGAAAGUGAAAGUGACAUUGCUUGGCCGGAAAUGUCAGCUGAAUCUUUGGAUUCCUUUGGGAUGUUUUUCAGUCCCUCUAAAGCCCUGCCUGACGAGCUUCAGGAGGAGACAUCUGCACUCUCCACUGCUUCAGAGGGUAGAAGUUCGGAUGCGACAAUGGCAGUCGAGGGAAGAAGCACUGCUUCCGAGGAUAGAGAAACGGGUCUGAAAGCUGAGCCAGUCGAAGUCGUGCAUCAGGAGAAUCUUCAGGAGCAUCUGCAAGAGAAUGUGCAGGAGAAGCCAACAGAGGUCCAAGUGGUGGUACUGACGAACCAAGAAGCGGAGGGUCAAGAGACGCUGGUGGGUCCUCCUGAGGAGGUAAUAGCUCCUAAACAGCACCCUCAGUCUAGCACAGACAAGCAGCAGCAGCAGCAGCAGCAGCAGCAGGAGGCUCCGGAGAAACUCCAGAAACACUUGGAGGAGAAGUUGCCGGAGCAGGCACAGGAGAUCAAGGCAGAAGCUUCGGACGAGUCACUUCAGACGACUGCCGUGGUUCUUGAGCUUGGCAGCACGCACAAGCAGCAGCAGCAGCAGCAGCAGACUCUUUCAGAAGAACUCGUGAAACACUUGGAGGAGAAACCGCCGGAGCAGGCACGGCAGGCAGCGGAAGCAAGUCUGGAUGAGUCCCCGCAAACGACCACCGUUGUUCUGGAGCUUGGGAGCACGCAGCAGCAGCAGCAACAGACGACGCAGGAGGAGGAGCAGGAGCAGCAGCAGCAGCAGCAGGGUACCACCCCAGAGAAUGUGGCGCAGGGCGCGGCGGAGAAGCAAGUCCAGGCUACGGGUGAAGAGCGGCCGCUGUCAACGCUGGGAACGCCAUGUCAAACCCCGCCGGUAAUACCGGAGCAAACCACGGCGAAGCAGCACGGACAAGCGACACUUGUUACGGAGCACCAGUCAGCACCAGAGAAGCCGCUUUCAGUCGCCAACAAGCAGGAGCUUCCAGCGGAACUGCUCUCGGAUCUCGACACGCCUCAGAAGCCGCUUAUAACAGCGGUCUACAACCAGAGAAAUCCAGCGGAACCGCCUUUGACAUUUGAUAUUCCUCAGAUGAGGCCGCAUAUAGUGGGCAACUUGGUCAGCAAGCCGCAGAAUGCAGCGGAACGGCUAGUGCCGGUCCUUGAGCCGCCUCAGCAGCCGCAUGUAGUGGGCAACUUGGUCACCAAGCACCAGAAUGCAGCGGAACGGAUCAGCCUAAUCCCGGAACGGCUACGCCAGGCUACUACUCCUGAACGAUUUGGACGUUCCCAGAUCAGCCAUGUUACCCAGGCCACGCAGGCUAUCCAGAUCACCCAGCUUACUCAGAUUACCCACGCCGCCCAAGCCACCCCACAGCGGUUUGGAUGGACGCCGCGACCCAAGCCGGCACGAAGCUCGUCCCCGGACCCGUCGGAUUUCAGCGACUUCCGACGGUCGUCAGAUUUAAACGAUUUCCGUCGAUCCGUGGAGGUGACGUCCUCCGUCAGAGCGUCUGGCAAUUUGGCGGCCCAGUCGUGGCGGAAUAGCGUCCCGGAGAGUGACGGGUUUUCUUUUAUCGGGGGCCUCGUUAGGGCGCCAAGCGAGCGGUCGUUCGCGCUCGCGCCGCCCGAGCCGAGGAGAAUGAGCCUUCCUGGAACUUACCGGCCGGAGAUUUACCGGCCACAAGAGACUUACCGGCCACAGGAGGCACCUUCGCCGGCGAGGAAUGACGGCGGGUGGGUGGGCCGGCCGCGGGGUGUGAGGGGGAGUUUUGACGGGGGAGGCGCAGGCGGAGCGGAGAGGCGCAUGCGGAGCAGCGCAAGCGGCGGGGAGGUGAGGGGAAGAAUGUACGGCGUAGGUGCGGAAGGGAGGCUCGGAUUCGGCGCAGGCGGAGGGGAGAUUCGCGGAGGGGAGAUCCGUGGAGGGGAGAUUCGCGGAGGGUUUUCCGCGGAAGGGAGAGGAGCAUACUACCCGGACACGAGGGGGGGAUAUGGCGCUGGGGGGGGAGGUAUUGACGCGGUUCCCUUGACCACGCGCGCGGGGAACAGCGUGGGCAGCGGAAGCGGGGAGUACGGGAGCGCCGCGCUGAUUGGGACGGCGCAUGGGCCGCAGCCUGUGACUGUAGCGGUGAACAUCCGGCCGCUUAUAUCGAGGGAGCUUACAGCGAGAUGCAUGGAAUGCGUCACUGUUCCUCCUGGAGGCGCGCCGCAGGUGCGAGUGUUACCUGACUGGCUAUUCACGUACGACCAUGUGUAUGGUGGGGGCGGUGGGCGGCCAAUGUCGUUGCUGUUUGAUGACUGCAUCGAGCCGCUGGUGUAUGGGCUGUUCGAGGGAUACAACGCUACGGUGUUCGCCUAUGGGCAGACGGGCUCAGGCAAGACCUACACCAUGGGAACAGCAGUACAGGGCGGCAUUUAUGGGGACGUGGACGGCAGUGGGCCGAGCGCGGUGGAGAAGGACGGCGGCGUGACUCGGCGCGUAGUGGACACGCUGUUUUCAAGGGUGGAGCAGCUCAGUGGCUUGGCGCGCUUCCAGAUCCGCGUGGCGCUCAUAGAGAUCCACAAGGACGACAUCCGAGACCUGCUGGAACUCACCAGCCUGGGGGGAGGCGGGGGCCACAUGUACCCACACUCGGCUGCGUCCCGCGCCAUCAUGAGCAGUGGCCCGAGCCGGCAGCCAAUCAGCAUCCGCGAGACAGCGGGGGGAAUCAGCCUGACAGGGGUGACGGAGCAGGUGGUGCACUCAAGAGAGGAGGCGAUUGCCUGUCUUGAAGACGGGCUGCUCUUCCGGGCUACUGGGGGGCACAACCUGAAUGCACGAUCCAGCCGGUCUCACGCCAUAUUCACAAUCUUCAUUGACCAGUUCCGCCCCCGCGCAGGGGGGGUGGGGGGAGGCGCGUACGGGCGGGGUGGAGGGAGAGGGGGGGCGGACGAGGAGCAUCUGUGCGCGAAGAUGCACCUGGUGGACCUGGCUGGGUCUGAGCGGAUCAAGCGCACGCAUGCUGAGGGCGUGAGGAUGCAGGAAGGCAUCCACAUCAACCGCGGGCUACUGGCAUUGGGUAAUGUCAUAAGUGCACUCAGCACCAAGGACAAGGACGACCGACGCAAGAGGGAGGGAAAGGGCGGGUGGCCGUCCGGCCCCACGCACGUGCCGUACCGCGACAGCAAGCUGACAAGGCUGCUACAGGACUCGCUGGGUGGCAACAGCCGGACUGUUAUGAUCGCGUGUGUGAGCCCCUCGGACAACAACGUGGACGAGACGAUCAACACGCUCAAGUACGCCAACCGCGCCAGGAACAUCUGCAACAAGCCCAUGGUCAACCGCCUGGGCGAGGUGGACGCGGAGGAGGUGCGCCGCCUGCGCCAGCAGAUCGGCCUGCUACAGUCCGAACUCGCCCGCGCCUCCUCCGCCGCCUCUGCCGCCCACAACGAUGACGAGCUACAGCAGCUACAGCAGCGGGUGGACUGGUUAGAGUCUAGCAACGGGAAGUUAAGGCAGGGGUUGGCUGAAGCCCAGCAGGCGUUGUCAGCUCAGGAGCAGAAGGCUGCUGAUGCUGAGGGGACUUGUGUUAAGUUGAGGAGAGAAAUGGCUGCUGCAAUCACUGCGUUGGACCAGGAACGGACCGAGGCUGCGCUGCUCCGGCGUCGAGCCGAGGAGAUUGGUGCGGCGGGAGGGGAGAGCGGGAGGUCGGGGAUGGAUGGGGCGGAGGUAGAGAGGCUGAGGGAGCGGGUUGCCGAAGCUGAGGCGAAGGCUCGGAGGGAGGCGGAGAGGGCGGAGGAGGUGGAGGGUCGGGCUGAGGCGGAGAGGCAGAGGGCUGACGGAGCUGAGGAGGAGGCUCGGCAGGCAGUGGCUCGGGCAGAGGAGGCCGAGGCUCUGGCUUGGGAACUGAAGGUGCAGGCAGCUGCGGUAACUGCCAGAGCUGAGUCAGACUCGGGAAAUCUUGCCGAGGCUCAGGUUGGGUGGGAAAAGCAGAUUGGUUUGGUUCGGGAGGCUGCUGCUGCUGAGGGGGUGAAACGGGCGGUGCUAGAGGCGAGGCUAGAGCAGCUUCAGGAGGAGUGUGAAGGGCUGAGGAGUAGGGUGGAGGAGGAGAGAGUGAGGGCACAAGGGGCUGAAGCUGCUUUGGCAGGUGAGAGAGGGAGAGGGGAGAGGGACGUGGAAGUUGGGAGGUUGACAGCCGAAGUUGAGGUGACUAAACUGCAAGCGGAGGUGACUAUAAUGAAAGAGCAGGUGGCAGCAGAAGCAGCUAGAGCAGCAGAAGCGGUUGCAGCGGCAAAAGAGGCGAGGGAGGAUCUGCAGGUGUUUAGACAGGAUGUACAUGUGCUGUCGCAGCGACUGUCCAGUGCUGAGGAAGCUCUUAAAGAGGAAGAAGCUAAGUCGAUGGAGCUAGAGAUUGAAGUGGGGAGGCUUAAAGCGGAUCUCGCUGCUGCUGAGGCUGUAGCAGGUGUGGCUAAGACGAGGGUCGAUGAAGCCGAAGCUGAGGUUCGGCGGGCCCGAGCCGAAGGAGCGGAGGCUCGGGCGAGAGCGACAGAUUCGGAGGGAGGAGAGGGACGGAAGAGCAGCAGUGGGGAGGAUGAGGAUGAGCGGGUGUGGGUGGAGGAGGUCAGGAAAGCCCUGACUGCAGCCCACGAGCAGGAUAUGAAGGAGGUCAAGAGGGAGAUCGAGGCAUUGGAGAAGAGAGCGGAAGAAGCCGAGAGAGAGGCGGAACAGGUUCGGACGCAGCUGGAGCAGGCUCGGAAUAGCCUGAUAAUGGCUCGGGAAGAGGUGGAGCAGGCUCGGAGGCAGUCGGAGGAGGCUCGGGGGGAGCUGGAAGAGGUUCGGGCCAAGGCUGAGUGGGCUGAGAAGGGGAGGGAGGCUCUAGAGAGGGAGGUAGAGGAGGGGAGGGAGAAGGUGGGGGAGAUGGUGAAAGAGAUGGAAGGACUCUUGAGUGAGGUGAAAGGGGGGAAGGGGCGAGAGGAGGAGGCGCAGAGGAGGAGAGCGGAGGUGGAGGAGGAGGUGGAGAGAGUUAGAGAGCGGUUGGAAGAGGUUGAAGCAGAGAGAGAGGCGUUGAAGGGGGUGGUAGAGGAGGUGGAGAGGCAGAAGGAAGAGGCAGAGAGGAGGAGGGGGGAGAUGGAGAGGAGGGAGGAGGAGUUGGGAGGAAGGGUGGAGGAGGCAGAGAGGAGAGUGGAGGGCGUGAGGGAGGAGCUGCGGGAGAGGAGCAGGGAGUUAGGGCAGAUGGAGGUGGAACUGGGGGAGGUGAUGGAGAGGCGGGUGGCGGCAGAACAGCAUGCUGCGAUGGAGGCAGAGCAUGCAGAGAGGCUGGGGAAACAGCUGCAGGCCCUCUUGAAGCAGCUAGGCACGGCCACCUUCCUGGCGCUACCCUCGGAGGAUCUGCUCUCGGAGUUUUCUGCCAAGUACCCGGACCUGGAGCACAUACUGCUGCUCAUGGACGAAGCAGGCAUGGCUGGCAUGCACAUGGGUGGCAGCAGCUUGAACAGCCCUCGUAGCCUGCACAUGGCCAGUAGUGGCUUGAACAGCCCUCGUAGCCUGCACGGUAUGGGCUUGUCGGGUGCGGCUUCCCCCUCCGCCUCGCCCUUCCACUACACUGUGUCGCACCUCUCGUCCUCGCUCACUCACUCCCCUGCCUCUGAGCCGCUGGAGGGAGCAGAGGACGGGGAGGAGGCGAGGGAGGAGCGGGAGGAGAGGAGUGAGAGGGAGAUGGAUGAAGGCAGGGAGGAGGGAGAGGAGGGAGAGGAGAGAGCACUUGCAGUUGUGGGUGGGGAGGAUGAUGCCAGUGCUGAUGGCAGUGGCCAGGCCAAGGCCAUUGUUCCGAGUGCCCACAACAAGGAAGAUGGGAUGGCUCUUGUGGCGGAAAGGGAUGGGGAAAUGCAAGUGGCCCUUUUGGAUCCUCAGCAGCUGCAGGAGCUGGGGCAGGGGCAGGGGUGGGAGCGGUGUGGUAGCUUCACUACAGUGCCUGCGCACGUUGCGGACGACCUUGCUCUGGUUACAACCCGCGGCAGCAGUGGUAACCAGCUCGUUGGCGCUACACCCACGGAGGAAUCCCCGUCUGCGCCUAGGGGGGGUGUUGAGGGGGCGAGAGGAGCCGGGGAGGAGCGAGAGGAAAUUUCGGUAGAGGAGGUGUUUGGAAGUCCGGAUAACGUGGCGAGAGAGGAGCAGAGGAGGAAGGGGAGGAGGAGAGGAAGGAAAGGGAGGAGGAGGGGCGCGGAAGAGGAGGAGCAGCAGGCUUCUGAGAUGAGUGCGGGCCUGAGCCUGCAGAAAUGGGUCCAUGAUGAUGCUGCUCAAGGGGAUGCUGAUGAUGACGAUGAUGAUGUGAGUGGUGGCCGUGGCGGGGGCGGCGGUGGCGGUGGUGCUGGUGUUGGUGCUGCUGAUGACGCUGCUGGUGAUGUUCUUGGCAGUUCAUGGGGGCGAUCUAGCCCACAGCAGAGCUACACUGUCUACCUGGAUGGUGCUGCUGCCACUGGCGAGGAUGCAGCCACUCGCCUUGCUGAUGGGAAGGAGGAGGAGGAGGAGAACAUUCGUGCUGGAGGUAGUGAGGAUUGCAGCAGCAAGGUGCCACGGAGCAGUUCGAUGCGCAGCCGGCCGUUGUUCUACCUCCCCCCUGAUCCUGACACGGACAAAGCAGCAGAUCAUGCAUCAGGGGAAGCGGCAGCCAAGGCAGUUGAGGCUGCAGGGGGCGACCAAGCAAUGCGAGAAAAGGCGAUGAAUGCUGGGGAGAAAGGAGAUAGGCUUUCGAGUUUCAGCAGGUCAAGAAGCAGAGGUGGAGGAGGCAGGGCAUCUUGCAUGAGGCCCUUUGGAGCCGAUUCUUCGCCUCCCUUAAAGCCCACUUCCAGGGCCAACCUGCCAGACCAUGCCCUUGCUGCCGCCCUCACUGCCUCUGGGCAUCUCACAAGCCCUGCCCUGCUUGCCGCUGCUGGCGGCUCUGCAGCUGCUGUUGCCGCUGCAGCUGCGGCUGCUGCUGUUGCACACAGAGAAGAGGCAGAGGAGAAUGAACGGGGGGACAUCAUGCAGAGCAACUCACCUCUCAUGGCGCCUCGCGUUUCCUGUAUGCCCAUCUCCUUUGCUAGAUCACCACGUGGCAGCACUGGCAGCACUGGCAGCGGUGGCGGUGGGGGAAGCAGCAGCAGCAGAUCGCACUCGUUCGCAGGAGCAGUGCUGGGGAACAUUGCCCGGUCUCACGGACUAAGGACUUUUAGGCGCAAGCUGAGAGGGGGGAGUAGCGGGGGUAGCAGUGCUGGGGGGAGUGUGGCUGGCGGUGACGUUGCUGUGGUUGAUGUUGCUGGUGGUGGUAACCACAUGCGCAACCAUACGAGCCACAUGCAGGGACGUGCAUCGCCGUAUCAUGGGAUGGAAAGCGGUGGAGCCAUGUCACCAUACCAUGGGGGGGCAUUCCCUUACAAUGGUAGUCAUGGGGGGAGUCCCACGCGUGGCGGUGGCAUGAGCCCCUGGAGGGGCAGUGAGCAUGGGUCGCCUAUGAGGGCUGUGGGAGCCCAGGGACUGCAUGCACAUGGGAAUCAUGGGAAUGGGUAUGGCAAUGGUGGGGCAAGCCCAGUGCCUGUGCAUGGCUCAGGUAGCCCUGGGCCUGAGCUUAGUCCGGAAUCCACGAAACGACGGGGUUUAGCUUCCAUGUUCAAGAAGUCCCAAACUAUGCCUCCACGGAGAUAGGCCGAAAUUCAUAUUGUGUUGCCCUUACUGGUCAAUACAGGCUUAGGUCAAUUCGUAGUUAUGUACCAGAUCUAGCAUGUAGUUUGUAUAGUGAGUGGGUAGUAUUCACUCUUUGCUUUGCUAAUGU